ACUGCAGUAAUUCCAUCCUUUUGUAGAUAUGUGGCUCCCUCUGCUGGCGGUACUGGGUAUAAUUUAUCUGUACAGAUGGCACAGACAGAGCCUGAUUAUGGAGAAUGUUACCAAUAAAUAUGUCUUUAUAACUGGAUGUGAUUCUGGAUUCGGCAACCUGCUGGCGAAGCAGCUGGACAGACGUGGAAUGAAGGUUUUAGCCGCUUGUCUGACAGAAGCCGGGGUGGAAAACCUGAAGAAAGAGACCUCCAAUAGAAUUCAAACUGUAAUCUUGGAUGUCACUGAUAGCCAGAAUGUUGGUUCUGCUGCCAAGUGGGUUUCAUCCAUUGUAAAAGAUGAAGGACUUUGGGGCCUGGUAAACAAUGCAGGAAUAGAAGUCCCAAGCUGUAACAAUGAAUGGCUAACUAAGGAAGAUUUCUUGAAGAUUCUCAAUGUAAAUCUGCUCGGUGUUGUUGAUGUGACAAUUCAUCUUUUGCCACUGAUUCGGAAAGCUAGAGGACGUGUAGUAAAUGUAGCCAGUGUGGCUGGUAGACUCACAAUGUGUGGUGGAGGAUAUUGUAUGUCUAAAUAUGGAGUAGAGUCAUUCUCUGAUAGUCUUCGGCAUGAAAUGAAUCCAUUCGGAGUGAAGGUGUGCAUAAUUGAGAGCGGCUUUUACAGUACGCAAAUGAAUGACGGCAAAUCACAUAAAGAAAGUCUAAAGCGCUGCUGGGAGAAAACCUCAGAAGAGGUUCGGAAAGCUUACGGAGUGGAGUACUUUGGUAAAACUUACACCUCCGUUGAUAUUAUGUCAUGGUUCUGGUCCACCAAACUUUCUCGUGUGACAGAUUGCAUGGAACAUGCACUGACAGCGGUUCACCCCUGGACACGUUACUCUGCAGGCUGUGAUGCCAAAUACUUCUUAGUGCCUUUUUCCUAUCUACCUGCAGCCAUCUUGGACCUUGUUCUCACUAUCGGACAGCCUAAACCAGCCCAGGCAAUCUGAUUCUCCUUUCAAUUGUUUUUAUCUCCUGCAUGAAUCUCCUCACUUUACAGAGAGAUCUUCAAAUAAAAUACAAUAUUUAGCAAUAAAUAUGUGAUGGGAGUUAUGUACCUGUGUUUAUUGUCUGUUAAUGUGUACUCUCCUUUUAUCUGUAUUAUGCUAACCUGUUUUAGAAUGACUGCACAUAUGCAUAAAAACUUGUGUCAAAUAAUUAGAAAA
Messenger RNA from Rana temporaria (common frog), 1198 nucleotides. RefSeq names its product retinol dehydrogenase 7-like. The transcript has 4 exons. The record is from RefSeq and is a predicted model, not a curated record. Bases 29 to 982 code for a protein of 317 amino acids. Gene Ontology annotation, molecular function: oxidoreductase activity. Lineage: Eukaryota; Metazoa; Chordata; Amphibia; Anura; Ranidae.